Molecule: messenger RNA, 8760 nt
Organism: Brienomyrus brachyistius
Lineage: Eukaryota; Metazoa; Chordata; Actinopteri; Osteoglossiformes; Mormyridae
Gene: abca3b
Product: ATP-binding cassette, sub-family A (ABC1), member 3b
Biological process (GO): lipid transport; transmembrane transport
Cellular component (GO): membrane; intracellular membrane-bounded organelle
Molecular function (GO): ATP hydrolysis activity; ABC-type transporter activity; lipid carrier activity
Source: RefSeq, a predicted model, not a curated record
UGCAGCAUCUGUGCCAUGUGCAUUAGACUCGUUCUGGGAAAUUUUGCCCAGCAUUUCUACCCAGAAUGCAUCUGGAGCCCAUUACAGUUUCCUGUGGGGGACGCCGCCAUCGCAUCUGCAGGUCACAGCAGCGCGGCUCCGAUCUCCGGCGCAGGCCUCACCUCUCCCCUGACGUCCCUCUUUUUCUGGCCCCGCAGAAACGGCAAGAUCCUGGUGACGCUGGUGGAGGUGGCUCUUCCACUCCUCUUUUCUGCCAUCCUCAUCGUGCUCCGCCAGAAAGUGCCCUCGACCGGCUACCCCAACGGCACGCAUUACGAGAGCUUCUCCGUCCGCCUGCCCUUCCCGCUCUCCGUCGGGAGGUUCCAGUUCGCCUUCGUCCCUGGGAACUCCAGCGUGGUGCGGCAGGUGGCUGAAGACGUGCAGAGGAGCCUGGGUCCAAUGAGCAUCCGCUCAGUGCGAGGCUUUGAGACGGAAGAGCUCUUUGAGGAGUUUGUGAAGACGGACCCGGAUUCCGGCUCGGUUCUGGCAGCCGUGAUCUUCACACAUACCUUCUCCCAUGAGGACGAGGCCCUGCCUCUCCAGGUCGAUUAUCACCUUCGCUUCAAAUACAGCCCCCGCAACGCCCCUGCCCGCGAGAAGGUGGAGCUAAACCCAAACAGCGACCUGGACUGGCACACCCUCAGCCUCUUCCCGCUGUUCCAGCUGCCCGGCCCCCGCGAGCAGUAUGACGCCCACGGGGGCACGCCAGGGUACUACAGGGAGGGCUUCCUGGCGGUGCAGCAUGCGGUGGACCGGGCCAUCAUGCGGGCGUACAACAGGACGGCGGCGGACGCCCUGCUGCUCCGGACCAGUGUCUUCCUGUCCCGCUUCCCCUUCCCACCUUUCAUCUACGACGUCUUCAUCCUGGCCAUCCAGAACCAGCUUCCCCUACUGCUGGUGCUCAGCUUCACCUACACCUCCCUGAACAUCGUCCGCGCCGUGGUGCAGGAGAAGGAGAAAGAGCUCAAGGAAUACAUGAGGAUGAUGGGCUUGAGCAAUGGCCUUCAUUGGGCCGCCUGGUUCCUCAUGUUCUUCCUCUUCCUCGCCAUCUCUAUCUUCUUCGUCACGCUGAUCUUCUGUGUCAAGGUCAGCCCCAAUGGUGCGGUGUUGAGUUACAGUGACCCCACCUUGGUCUUCGUCUUCCUGCUGUUUUUCGCCGUGGCCACCAUCAGCUUCAGCUUCAUGAUCAGUGUGUUCUUCUCCAGAGCCAAUGUGGCGGCGGCUGCUGGUGGCUUCAUCUACUUCCUGAGCUACAUCCCCUAUGUGUUCCUGUCGCCACGCUACGACCUUUUGACCCACCCGCAGAAGGUCUCCGCCUGCCUCGUCUCCAACGUCGCCAUGGCGAUGGGUGCCCAGCUGGUGGGCAUGUUUGAGGGCAAAGGGACUGGCAUCCAGUGGAGUAACCUCUUUGAGCCGGUGACGGUAGACGACGACUUCUCGCUGGCCCAGGUGCUGGGCAUGCUGCUGCUGGACGCGCUGCUGUAUGGCCUGGUGGCCUGGUACGUGGAGGCCGUCUUCCCUGGGGAGUACGGCGUGCCGCUGCCCUGCUACUUCUUCCUGCUGCCCUCCUAUUGGUUCGGCAGCCCUCGUCUGGCCUCAGUGAAGGAGAAGGAGGAAGAGGAGGAUGCAGAGAAGGCAGUGAAGGGCGAGUUCAUCGAGGAGGAGCCGUCGGGGCUGGUGUCCGGGAUCAAGAUCAAGCGCCUGUCUAAGGUGUUCAAAGCGGGCAACAAAACUCGGGAGGCAGUGAGGGACCUGACCCUGAACAUGUUCGAGGGACAGAUCAGCGUUCUGCUGGGCCACAACGGGGCUGGCAAGACGACCACCCUGUCCAUGCUGACUGGCCUCUUUCCCCCCACCAGGGGGCGCGCCUACAUCAAUGGCUAUGACAUCUGCCAGGACAUGGCGCUGGUACGCCGCAGCCUGGGUCUGUGCCCGCAGCAUGACGUGCUUUUCGACAACCUCACCGUGGAGGAGCACCUGCUCUUCUAUGCCCAGCUGAAGGGCUACCCCCGUCAGAACGUCCCCGAGGAGGUGGACCGGACUAUCCGCAUACUGAACCUGGAGGACAAGCGGCACGCCCGCUCCAAGACGCUCUCUGGGGGGAUGAAGCGCAAGCUGUCCAUCGGCAUCGCCCUCAUCGGCGAUUCCAAGGUGGUGAUGUUGGAUGAGCCCACGUCGGGCAUGGACCCCUCGGCACGGCGGGCCACGUGGGACCUGCUGCAGGGCCAGAAGCGCGGCCGCACCAUCCUGCUGACCACCCACUUCAUGGACGAGGCCGACCUGUUGGGCGACCGCAUCGCCAUCAUGGCCAACGGGGAGCUGCAGUGCUGCGGAUCGCCGCUGUUCCUCAAGAACAAAUAUGGUGCUGGCUACCACAUGGUGAUUGUAAAGGGUGAGAUGUGCAACGUAUCGGAGAUCAGCCAGCUGGUCCACAUGUACGUGCCCAACGCCACGCUGGAGAGCAGUGCAGGUGCAGAGCUCUCCUAUAUCUUACCCAAGGAGAGCACCAGCCGGUUUGAGCUGCUGUUUGCAGAGCUGGAGAUGAACCGAGAGGAGCUGGGCAUCGCCAGCUAUGGAGCCUCUGUCACCACCAUGGAAGAGGUUUUCCUCAGGGUGGGGAAGCUGGUGGAUUCCAGCCUCGACAUCGAGGCCAUUCAGCUGCCGCCACUGCAGUACCAACACGAGCGCAGGUCACAUGACUGGUCCAUGGACGAUGGCAGCAGCAUCAGCAGCAUCACGGACGUGACGGACUUCACCGACAGUGGGACUCUCAUCCUGGAGGACUGCUCCAACAUCAAGCUCAAUGCGGGGGUGAGGCUGUACCUGCAGCAGUUUUACGCCAUGUUCCUGAAGAGGGCGCUGUACACCUGGCGGAACUGGAAGGUGAUCGUGGCGCAGUUCCUGGUGCCGCUGGUGUUCACCGUGCUGGCGCUGGUGGUGGCACACUCCCUCCCGGGCCACGGCGACUCGGCCCCGCUGGACCUGGCGCUGAGCCGCUACGGACCCACCGUCGUGCCCGUGGCCGGGGCCAACUUGGACCCCGUGGCGGCCAGCAUGGCCGCGAUGUACGGCGGGCAGGUGGCGGAGCAGGAGGGCCGCGCCGAGGACGUCUCCGACCUCCCCGAGUUUGUGCUCCGUCGGGCUGAAGAUGAGGGCGGAGCUUUUAACGAGCACUGCGUGGUGGGCGUGUCCUUCCAUAACUACCUGCAGAGCUUUGUGGAGGCUACAGCCUACUUCAACAACCAGGGAUACCACACCCCGGCCACGGCUCUGCUGCUGCUGGACAGCGCCCUCUACAGGCUGCUGGCGGGGCCCAAUGCCUCCAUCCAUGCAUCAAACUACCCAAUGCCACGCAACAUCUCAGAGACGGCGCAGAGCCAGCUGACAGAGGGUCAGACGGGCUUUGCCAUCGCCAUUAACCUGAUGUACGGCAUGGCCUCCCUGUCCAGCACCUUCGCUCUGCUCCUGGUCACCGAACGCUCCAUCAAGUCCAAGCACGUCCAGCAAGUCAGCGGCGUCUACCUGUCCAAUUUCUGGUUCUCUGCACUCCUCUGGGACCUGAUCAACUUCAUGCUGCCCUGCGUUCUGAUGCUGGUGGUGUUCUGGGCCUUUGGGGUGCACGCCUUCACCAGGGACAGCCACCUGGUGGACGUGCUGCUGAUGCUGCUGCUGUACGGCUGGGCCGUGGUGCCUCUCAUGUACCUGCUGAGCUUCCUGUUCUCCACCGCGGCCACAGCCUACACCCGCCUCACAGUCUUCAACAUGGUCAGCGGCACCGCCUCCUUCCUCGCCGUCACCAUCAUGACCAUCCCCGAGCUGCACCUGGAACACCUCUCUCGGGUUCUGGACAAGGUCUUCCUCUUAUUCCCAAACUACUGCCUGGGGAUGUCCUUCAGCCAGUUCUACCAGAACUACGAGGUCAUCAGCUUCUGCACUUCCAGCCCCAUCGCCGAGUCCUUCUGCAAGGUCUUCAACCUCACGUAUCAGGAAAACUACUUCUCCAUGUCGGAGCCCGGGAUCGGCCGCUUCCUCGUGGCCAUGUCUGUUCAGGGCAUGGUCUUCAUCACACUGCUCUUCGUCAUCGAGCUGCAGUGCAUUCGCACGCUGCGCCGCCUGCUCGGCGCCCUCUGCAGGAGGCGGCAGAAGAUGCUGCUGCUGGGGGCACCCUCACUCCAGCCGGAGGACCGAGACGUGGCGGAGGAGCGCAAGCGGGUGCUGGAGUGCCAGCCGGCCGUGGAGUCAAUGGUGGGCAGCCCACUGGUCCUGCAGGAGCUGACCAAGGUGUACGGCAGUGGAGCCGCCCUACUGGCCGUGGACAGGCUAUCUCUGGCUGUGGGCAAAGGCGAGUGCUUUGGCCUGCUGGGAUUCAACGGGGCUGGGAAGACCACUACCUUCAAGAUGCUGACGGGAGAUGAGACGGUGACUGCAGGGGACGCCUACAUCGACGGCUACAGCGUCCUGAGGGACAUCAAGAAGGUACAGCAGCGCAUUGGCUACUGUCCGCAGUUCGACGCGCUCCUGGACCACAUGACCGGCCGCGAGACGCUGUGCAUGUAUGCGCGGCUGCGCGGCAUCCCCGAGCGCUACGUGGCAGCCUGCGUGGAGAAUGUGCUGCGCUCGUUGCUGUUGGAGCCACACGCCGACAAGCUGGUGCGCAGCUACAGUGGGGGCAACAAGAGGAAGUUGAGUGCAGGCAUGGCGCUGAUUGGAGGCCCCCCCGUCAUCUUCCUGGACGAGCCGUCCACGGGCAUGGACCCGGUGGCCCGCCGGCUGCUGUGGGACGCGGUGAGCCGAACCAGGGAGCUGGGCAAGGCCAUCAUCAUCACCUCGCACAGCAUGGAGGAGUGCGAGGCCCUGUGCACCAGGCUAGCAGUCAUGGUCAAUGGCCAGUUCAAGUGCCUCGGCAGCCCGCAGCACCUGAAGAGCAAGUUUGGCAGCGGCUACACGCUGCUGGCGAAGGUCCGCCUGGAGGAGGAGGAGAUGGACCUGCAGCUCUUCAAGGACUUCAUCGAGAGCACUUUCCCCGGCAGCAUGCUGAAGGAUGAGCACCAGGGCAUGGUGCACUACCACCUGACCGACAAGACCCUCACCUGGGCGCAGGUUUUUGGCACCCUGGAAGCAGCCAAAGAGAAAUACAGGUUGGAGGAUUACUGCGUGAGUCAGAUAUCCCUGGAGCAGGUCUUCCUGAGCUUCGCCCAGUUCCAGCACUGCGCUGAGGGCAACCGGAAAUGAGGCAGAGCCCCGCCCCCUUUCCUCCACUGCAGGCCCUGUCACAGCAUGCCAGGCAGUUAGAACAGCCCCGGGCUCCUCUGUCCUCACACAUGUGGCUGCAGUUAUAAAUGCAGACACACACAUACACAAACACACACACACUGACAUAUUGCACCGAAAUGUGCAGGCCUUCAGGGCUGCGUCGUCCCAUACCAGGGGCAGCGUCCACACUACACAGGGUGACUGUUUCUCUGCCGCGGCCUCUGGGACCGACCCAGCAAGACGUCUGGCUCCUAGCCGUAACUCAGCGCUGGUUUGUCUGAUCUCUGUGACUGUUUUGAGGCCAAACGAGGAAGCCUUUCUCUUUUCCGGAUUUACGAAGCGCUUGUUUCAAAGACCUUGUUUACCACUGGAUGUGAGGAGCAGAAUGCAUAUUAUAGCUUGCGUUUGCGUGUGUCAGAGCGAGAGAGAAGCAGAGAACUCGCAUUAGUUUUUGUGCUUUUGGUUUAUUUGUCAGUCAUUUCCAGAGGCUUCUUACUACGAUCUUAACAGUAAGGAGAUGUGCAAGUCACUACCUUUAGCUGUCUGUAAACAUUCACAUGCCACGUGAUGUUUGAUACAUAACGUGCAUGUUUUUUUUUGGGUUUUUUUUUUUAUAUAAUGUUUUUUUUUUUUAUCAAGUUGGCCAUAAGUCCAUCCUUAACCAUGCUCCACUUCGGUCUUUCUGAUCACCCAGUGGAUAUCCUGCCCAAAGCGAAUCUAUCAGGCUGUAAAUACCUCUGUAGUUUGUAAAUAUUACGAAGAACUGUAGCUCUUCCCACCCAGUAGUAGUUAUUGGGAGGGAAUAGAGGGACCUGCAUGUCAGGGAUUCUUUGAAACCGCAUUCGUUACCGUAUCCUUGCUUCCAAAAUAGACCCUUAGACGUCUGAAUCAAGGACCGGCUCCACCCUAUCAUCACCGGUACAAGGAGGUGCAUCGCAGGGCCCAGUGGCCUGCAGGAGAGCCAUGAAACCGUGGCGAUAUUCAAGCCUCCGAUUGGUGCACAAGUCCUCCUGGUGCAGGUUCUAGUAAACAGUGAUGACACAUGUCCGUGAGAGGUGUUCUCCACUGCACUGUGGACACCCUUCUGUAGUCGCUUUAUAAUUGCGUAUAAAUAUACGUUUUCUGGCAACUCAAUGAUAUUUAUACAAGAGGCAUUCAUCUGAGCACCCAGUCAAGUCUUUUUGUUUGUUUUGUUCGUUUGUUUUUAUCAGUGGACCAUACUGUAGUAGUUUUGUUUUCGGCACUACUCCACGGGUCUGUGUUUACUUAUACUCAUGGACGUUGUUUGUGUGCCGAGCGACUGCCAUGCCAAAUCUCCUCCACCAUACACAUCCUUCCUCCUGUCAGCUGUUUGGAGACGUACGGUUGUAUCAUUGGCCAGUUAACCAGCGACGUGUCACAAAUUCACCCUCUAUGGUGGCAGACGCAAGCGUUUACAUGAAUGAAAUACGCCGGCGAAUGGUUUAAACAAGGUGUGUUUUCAUUAUUAGAAAAAAUCAUUUACAUUUAGCUUGAUAAUAUAACUGACAUGUUUUUUUAGAUUAUUAAUGUGUAUUUAGCUCAAUAGCAGCAGCCAGUGUUUACAUUAAUAAAAUACAUUGAUAAAUGUUUAAUAUACUUAGGUAUCCCCGUAAUAUACAGUAAUAUACAGUAAUAUACAGUAUCCCCGUGUAAUAUACUUAGGUUUAUAAUUGAAUGCAUAGUGGUAAAGCAAAAUCCCUCGUACAAUUGAUUUUUAAAGGUGAUAGUCAUCAAAUUCAUGCCAGUUCAGCAAAUGUGUUGCUAUAAAGCUAAACAUACAGUAAUAUUGAAUGACACGUUGCUAUGGAGAGAGGUAAGGAAGGAGCAUGCGCUGAUUACCUACCAUACUUCAGCAAAACGUAUCAGUGAAUCAAUUUUUGAACUAAACAUACAGCUGUAAUUGAUCAGGCAGCUGAACGACACCUCACAGGAGGAAGGAAUUUGGUUGGCAGAAGGAAUAUCACAUGACAGGUCCAUGUUUCACUAUUGGUUACCCAAAACACCCAGUAACACUAUGUAUAUGUACCUAGUUAUCAUCUGACAAUUGCAUGUUGGUGAGAAAUUGCUACUCUGUCCUCUCCAUCUUCAUUUCACUACUGUUUGGUUUAACCUUUUGAAAAUAUGUAAUUUAUAUUUGAGUUGGAAGCUACUGAGGUCCUACCAAGUCAGGCAAGGUUUGCUGUGUAUGGCUUUGUCUGUUACCCGCACUGGACUGAGUGACUGGUCCCUUAUGCCCCAGUGGAGCAAAUCCGUCACGAUAAAAACACUUCAUCCAUAAAACGGGCUCUGGGGGGGGGGGGGGGGGGCUGCAUUAUCUUUGCUUUACCCGGUCGUCCAGAUCUUCCAGCUUUAAACCCUGGUUGUUCUGACUGAUUACGGUGGUUUACGCAACGUAAAGCCGUCGGCGUCAGACCCAGUACCCCCGCAUUCCGCCUUGCAUUCAAAAAGCAUUAUCCACGGUCUGUCAGAAGUAUGUUUCUGGUAUGUGUUUGCCUUCGCAGGGUAGGACGCUCUACCUGUGAUCAGAAGGUCGCCUGUUUAAAUCCCGUGGCUAACUGAGUGAUGUCACUGUUGGGCCCUUGAGCGAGGCCCUUAACCCCCAUUUGCACAGGGUUACUGGUUGACCCUCCUUCCUCAAUUGUAUCUCACUUUGGAUAACAGCUUCCACUAAAUAAAUGUAAAGCUCCAUCCCAAGUGGCUGUAAUGCUGUCACACUCUUCCUGCGAUUUUUUUUUUUUUUUCUUUUCUUUUCUUUUCUUUUUUUAAUAUGCCAUGGGAAGUGAGUUUGUUCCAGGAUCACAGUCACCCGCAAGCCCUGAUCUCAGAACAGUACUACAAUGUUUUGGACACUAACACUUUUUAAAUUUUCUUAUCAUAAUAAUAACUCAUUUUAAUACUGCACCACUGGACCCUGCAUUUCCUUACUGACUGCACCCAGCAUGUCUUCACACCAAAUAUCACAUCACUGCACAGUGAGGGUGAACCGUCUUUCUCGCUGAACCCCCAUGUCGUCCAAAAUGAGUCGACCGUGUCCGCAGGCGGCCUACCUGGCUGGCAUUCUGUACGUGGGCGGGCCCGCAGGGUGGGGGGGGUGUCUUGCUUGAGGACCUUCGUGCGUUCUCCACAUUCACUGACGUGUCCCUGAGGAAGCUGUGGGACUUCAGACGAAGCUGAGCGGUCAGCAUCCCCUCACACUCUGGUUACUGGGCUUCAGAUAUGGUGCUUUUAUCCUUCGGGACUUUGGUUUCGUUUGUUUAGCAGAACUUACCUUAAAAAAAAAAAAAAAAAACUUAACUUUUGAUGGCUGUAAUGGAAAAAAACUGCAAACUGGUACCAUACUGAAAAAGGGAACUAACAUUAUUGUGAUCUAACUUACUAGAUACAUGUUGUCUACAAUGAAUGUAUUGCUAUUAUUUUUUAAAAUAAACCUGCUUUGUGUAAAGGGAA